CAACCUCAUGGUUCCUGGUCGGAUUCGUUAACCACUGAGCCACGAUGGGAACUCCUUUACAAAAUUUUAGUGGCUGCCAGAGUUUAGGGGAUAGAGGAGGGUGAAACUGCAAAGGGGCAGCAUAGGGAGCUCGUGGGGUGAUGGAGCUGUUGUGUGUCCUAAUUUCUGUGGGGUUACACACAUCUAUACACAUGUCAAAAUUCACAAAGCAGUGCACUAAAAAAAGUCCAUUGUAUGUGUGCUGAGAUAAAAUUAGCAGGCAUACUGCCUCAUUGCAAUUAUUAUUGCUAUUAUGGUUGGAUUUUUUUCAGGUUUUAGUUCCACAUUUUAUCUCAACUGCCUCGUUAUGCUUAAAUUAUGAUGUGACGAGCAACACUGCAGGCCCCAAAAGCACGAACUAGAAGGAUCCUCCUUUAUUGACCUACCACCUCCUCCAGCUUUUAGGGAAGAGACCCAGUCAGCACCUCCCUCCUCAGGGCCCGCUGGGCAAAACUACUGCUUUCUUAGAGGAAGCACAGGGAUCCCAGAGCCAGGAGCAGGCGCUGGCAGGUGACCUUUGGGUCUGCCCAUGGUGAUGCAGGCGGCACAGGCACAGGCCAGGCGACCAGGGUGUGCUGGCCCUGCUCCUGUGGCUUCUCCCCCUUUGUGAUUCUGAACCGCACAGGACAGCGCAGAGCUGGGCUGCAGAUGCAGGAUGACCUUCUGGGCUGGCUGGGCCCCUAUCUCCCCUCGAGUCUGGUCAGGCUGUGGCCACCGCCCCCUCUAAGGCCCAGCAGGGGUGGCCAGCAUGAUAGCCCCUCACCCCAGGGUCACUGCCUCUGAUAAGAGCCCCCUCCCCUCUCCCAGCCCCUGACCACCGCCUGGCCCCCACCCUGGCUGCCCGUAUAUAAGGGGACCACGGGGGCCCAGCACCACCGACGCCAGCUCUCAGCGCGCCCAGCUCCAGACCCGCCGCUGCCACCAUGUCUCUGACCAAGGCCGAGAGGACAAUUAUCACGUCCAUGUGGGGCAAGAUCUCCAGCCAGGCGGACACCAUCGGCACGGAGACCCUGGAGAGGCUCUUCGCCAGCUACCCCCAGGCCAAGACCUACUUCCCGCACUUCGACCUGAACCCGGGCUCGGCGCAGCUGCGCGCGCACGGCUCCAAGGUGCUGGCGGCCGUGGGCGAAGCGGUCAAGAGCAUCGACAAUGUGUCGGCCGCCCUGGCCAAGCUGAGCGAGCUGCACGCCUACGUGCUGCGCGUCGACCCGGUCAACUUCAAGUUCCUGUCCCACUGCCUGCUGGUCACCUUGGCUUCGCACUUCCCCGCCGACCUAACGGCCGAAGCCCACGCCGCCUGGGACAAGUUCCUGACCAUCGUGUCCGGCGUCCUGACCGAGAAGUACCGCUGAGGCCGCCGCCAGUCCCCCCAGACACGCUGUGACCCCUCCCUUUCCCUGGAGCCCUCCCACGUUUUCACCCGGGACUCUCAAAUAAACGAAUGGAGACCGAG
Messenger RNA from Sus scrofa (pig), 1492 nucleotides. RefSeq names its product hemoglobin subunit zeta (gene HBZ). Gene Ontology annotation, biological process: oxygen transport; hydrogen peroxide catabolic process. Gene Ontology annotation, cellular component: haptoglobin-hemoglobin complex; hemoglobin complex; blood microparticle. Gene Ontology annotation, molecular function: heme binding; oxygen carrier activity; organic acid binding. The record is from RefSeq and is a predicted model, not a curated record. NCBI's taxonomy places the organism in Eukaryota, Metazoa, Chordata, Mammalia, Artiodactyla, Suidae.